GAUCGUACUCUAGGGCAAGGCUUGGAGGUCAGGUGUGGAGAGCCCCCUUUCAGCUCUUCGUGCCUAUGCUCGGGUGAGGGGCAGGUGUGGGCACUGAGCGGUUACCUCAGGUCUGGGUCCCUACCCUGAGGCAGAACGUGAGAACCCGACACGAUCCACAAGUAGCACGUCCGAAAUGAGAGCUACACAGGCAGGGACGUGAACCCCGCCGGAAGGCACGCCAGUGCCUCCUCAGUGCUGUGGCCCCAGGUGACAACAGCAUUCGAACGAAAGCCCAUGUCUGUAUCCUGUGCUGGAAAGGAGAUUGAGGGACCGUUGAGGUCAUUCAAGUGUCACUUUAGCUGUGGGUUAUUAAACACAGAGGUCUGAAGGACUGGGUGGGGGGAAGCCAAUUGUCCCUUCAGCUCUGGAGUCCCGCACUGUGGCAGAGGUGAGGACAUUCGACUGCCACCUGAGAUCCGGUUGCCCAAUCUAGAGGCCACAAGGCCCGGGUGAGGGGGUCUACUGUGGGGUAGAAACCCCCGCAGGUUGGGAGGCGGACCGUUGACUGACAGCUCCGUGGCCAGUUUCUACGCUGCAAGAAGCAGAGGAGAGAUCAGUUGAGGAUAUCAGCCGGCACGUCCACUCCAGAUUGCCUACGCUGAGGCAGAGGCAAGGGGAUCCAAGGAACAACAGUCAACUGGCGCCUCAGCUGUGGGAACUAUGCUGGGGCACAGGUGCUGUCUUACAGAAAGAAAGAUGAGUCCCCCUGACAGCGGGUCCAGCUCUCCCGGUGCAGGAGGUGAUUGGGGUGCACUGGGCGGUGGCAAAGACGCCUUCCUGAAGGCGCUGAGGGGAGCAGACCUGAGUUUUCCAGUAUCAGGGCGAGGUGAGAGACCACGUGAACGUGCUUCCAUCUAGAAAGCCGACUGUGAGGAAAGGCAUCGCAAGGCUGAGCUUGGUGGCCUCUGGCUCGUCACGUUCCGACCCUAGAUACAUCCGCUUCAUUCGAGGCUUCAGAAAUUCGACUGCAGGGCAGGAGUGCAACCCCAGCCCUCGAAGCCUAGGAAGGCCGGCUCGUACCGCCUUAGAGGAGUCUGGGGGCAGCCCCGCGGCGGGGGCGGUACCGGCGGGCUGUGGCCCCGCCCCCGGGCCGCCAUUGCCGGGCCUGUCGGACCGAGCUGCGCAUCUCCCUCGUCUCCCCUCGCGAGCGGAGCCGGGCGACCGGCCUGACAAGGCUGCCCACAACCCAGCUUGCAUCGCCCCACGGGCCAGAGUGCAGGGUCCCCAAACACUGCACCUGCCGACGACCCCAACCCCGCGGGAGAAGUGGACAUGAGGUUGGCAGGCCCCCUCCGCAUUGUGGCCCUGAUUGUCACCGUGGGCCUCACCUGGAUCGUGGUCAGCAUUCUCCUAGGUGGGCCUGGCAGUGGCUUUCCUCGUAUCCAGCAACUCUUCUCCAGCCCAGAGAACUCAGCAACUGCAGAGCCACGAGCCAGGAAGUACAAAUGCGGCCUGCCCCAGCCAUGUCCCGAGGAGCACCUGGCCUUCCGCAUGGUCAGCGGGGCCGCCAAUGUCAUCGGACCAAAGAUCUGCCUCGAAGAUAAGAUGCUCAUGAGCAGUGUCAAGGACAACGUGGGCCGUGGACUGAACAUCGCCCUGGUGAACGGGGUCAGCGGUGAGCUCAUCGAAGCCCGGGCCUUUGACAUGUGGGCAGGAGAUGUCAACGAUCUGCUGAAGUUUAUUCGGCCACUGCAUGAAGGUACCCUGGUGUUUGUGGCAUCGUACGACGACCCAGCCACCAAGAUGAACGAGGAGACCAGGAAGCUUUUCAGUGAUCUGGGCAGCAAGAAUGUGAAGGACCUGGCCUUCCGGGACAGCUGGGUGUUUGUGGGGGCCAAGGGCGUGCAGAACAAGAGCCCCUUUGAGCAGCACGUGAAGAACAGUAAGCACACCAAUAAGUACGAAGGCUGGCCCGAGGCCCUGGAGAUGGAAGGCUGCAUCCCCAAGAGAACGAUGGCUAGCUAGCCGGCCGAGCACAGGGACCGGGCUGAGGGGGGCUGCGUGUGCCCGGCCAGGAGAAGGCGGUGGCGGCGCCGGCGUGAGGCUGAGGCCUGACCCCACGCCCAGCCGGGAGUGCCGUCUUGCCCCAACACCUCGGGGCUCCGAAGCGGUGACGGGACCAGGUGUGACCGGUGGUGGGGGUCUCUUUGUAAAGCUGCUUCCCCGGGUCAGCCCCGCCUGAUUCCCAAGCACCCGUGGUCACAAGGGCCCCGGGUGCUCGCCCCUUGCUGCGCCAAGUCUGGUAGCAGCUCCGCAGUGGGUCGGGGCAUCUUCCAGAACCUCUCCAUCCCAGAGCCGCUCGAUGCUCUCGGGGCUGAUCCUGUUUCCAGGGUGAUUCCUUCAGGUGAGCCACACCCGGCUGCCUCCUGCAUCGCGCUCUUCGGGAAGGGGCCUCGUCGGAGCCGAGCCAGCCGGGGCACCAAAGUCGCCUGAUCACCGGCCCUGUCGCGGCAGAUGGCGGCUCCCAUGCUUUGUCGGGGGCCCACCUUCCGGAUGACCUCUCAAUAAAUUAGUGGCCCCAGUGGAAUAAAGUGCAUUAAGUGGGGA
Molecule: messenger RNA, 2589 nt
Organism: Herpailurus yagouaroundi (jaguarundi)
Lineage: Eukaryota; Metazoa; Chordata; Mammalia; Carnivora; Felidae
Gene: FAM3A
Product: FAM3 metabolism regulating signaling molecule A
Exons: 13
Coding region: 1315-2007 (230 amino acids)
Source: RefSeq, a predicted model, not a curated record